Aplosporella prunicola CBS 121167 is the source of this 2687-nucleotide messenger RNA. RefSeq lists its product as uncharacterized. The coding region runs from base 330 to 2567 and encodes 745 amino acids. Gene Ontology annotation, molecular function: RNA binding; metal ion binding. Lineage: Eukaryota; Fungi; Ascomycota; Dothideomycetes; Botryosphaeriales; Aplosporellaceae. The transcript is spliced from 4 exons. The record is from RefSeq and is a predicted model, not a curated record. Gene Ontology annotation, cellular component: nucleus. Gene Ontology annotation, biological process: negative regulation of DNA-templated transcription.
CCCGCCCCUCCCCACACUUCCAGGCGAUGAUGCGCGUCCGUUAGGCUCAUCUGGACCCCCGAACACCUUUCACCGACCACCCUCGAUCCCUGUUUGGCCAGCUGAGCGCCGCUGCUGUCGUUUCCUGCGUGCCUGUCCGUCUCUGCUUCCACGUCAGUCACUUAACCCCGCCGCACCUUGAGCCGCUCGCCUCAGCGACUCAUUGCGCCUCGCCCGCUCGCCGAGCCCCGAACCCACACCAGCUGGAACACACCACCCACCUACCGACCUACACGUACCUGCUCGCUCGGCCUAUGCCCUUGGCCGCACUCCCGACCUAAGCCCCGAGAAUGGUUUCCGACGAAGUCUACGAGCUUUGUCUGCCCGUCCUCCAGGACGACUCGCUGGAGGACGAGGACAAGACGGAGAAGCUCGAGGAGCUCGUCCGCAAAGAGACCUCCCUUGACGGCAAAGCGCUUGAAGACGCCGUUCUCGACAGCCUAUGGCGCUUUCGCGGCGCGACCAACACGUCCGCCUCUCCUCCUCCCGUCCGCCAUACCAUCAUACGUCGCUCGUCGCCAGCUCCUUGGCAAGUCGCACGAACGCCGACUCCGUCCAACUCCUCGCCAAGGAUCCCCCCACCGCCGGGCUUUGGAGUCGCGCCCCCUGGCUUUUCUCGGGCAAAGUCCUCCACGGCGUCGCCCUUUACCUCGCCCCGACCGUCCCCCCGACUCGCCUACGCGACCCCGCAUAUUCCUCACAGCCCAAACCUGAACGCUUACGAGUUCAGCGACUCAAGCCCCACUCCUGAAAUCUAUGGCGACUAUGGCAGCGACACGGUAGACUGGCUGGUGAACGACGAUGUGGCGAGCGUCACCUCAUCCUCCGUCCAGGGGGAUGGUGGACUGAACGGGGCAGCUGCCGAAUGGGUCCAGCCGUACACCAUGGACAUGGACCCCUACGACAUGCUGCGAUCAAUCCUACGCGACGACCGUUCGAACGAAGAUAUCGAAAAGGCCUUGGAGUCAAACGGCUACGACUUUACCGCCACCGUUCAGGCGCUGAUGGAUUCGCAAGGCAUGACUUUGUCCCACUCAACACCGACCAGUGAGCCAGAGAGGACCGUCUUGGUCGGUAAAUCCAUGAGCCCUGCUUUUAGGCCUGCGACACCUGCCGGCCAAGCCAAAACCCAUAUUCUUUGCAAGUAUUGGCUUGCGACUGGGCAAUGCGCGAGGGCAGACUGUAGGUUUAGUCACGAUCCGAGCAAGACUGUCUGCAAGUACUGGUUGUCUGGGACCUGCCUUGCAGGAGACACUUGUCUGUUCUCACAUGAUCCGACCAACCUCAUGGCCAAGAUGAUGCUUGAGGGAAACUCUACCCCGCCCACCCAUAGCCCUCAGCCAAACUUCCAAGUUCAAGACUAUGAGGCGUUCCCGUCGCUCCAGUCUACCGGGUCCCACCAGUUCGCGAACCAAUUCCAAAGCACGCUAGAGCCUACGGCUUUGGAACAAUUCUAUGGCUCCGGUGGAGUCGUAGCACCUCCUCCUGGCCUCAGCCCUUUCCCCACUUUUACUCCAAGUGGAAGCCGUAGCCAUUCACGCCCUUCCAGCAGCCGCCAGGCCUCGCAUUCUCGUGCGUCUACACCGUCUGCGCCAUCGGCUGACGAUCCUGAAGCAUUCCCAAGUCUGGCUUCAGCUGCUGCUGCAAAAAGCGGAAAGAAACAUCACGGCAAGCGCGGUGGCCAUGGACACGGCAAUAAAGAGAAUGGUACCCCCAGCACCCUUGCGGAUGUCGUGAGAAUGUCUCCUUCACCAGGGCCUGCCCAAUUGCGUAAAGGCCUGCGGCCGGCGAGGAGCUUCAAUGGAAGCCGUGAAAAUAGCGCGGCUGCUCAGUCUAUCCCUGCUCCCGAGCAUAUUCCGUGGCUUGAGAGUGGCGAUGCUGUAAACAAGUCUUACCUUAAGGCCAGGCAGGAAGCCUUUAAGCAUGGUGGUUUGAGGAAUAAAUUUCUACAGAGCGCUGCUCAAGCAUGGAACCGCAACGAUUCCCGGGCUGCCAAAGCUCUUAGUCUGCGCGGCCAGAGCGAAAACAACCUCAUGCGUGCCGCUCAUCGGGAGGCAGCAGAGCACCUUUAUAACGAGCGCAAUAAGGACAACGGCCCGAACGCCAAAGAGCUCUAUGUUGAUUUGCAUGGCCUUCACCCGGAAGAGUCUGUCACUUACCUUAGCAAGAUCCUGCUCGCGCACCAAAGCUCAUCUCGACCGGUAUAUGCCAUCACGGGCACCGGCCAUCACAGCAAAAAUGGCAAAGAUAAGGUCGGCAAAGCCGUGCGCGGCUUCCUGAACGAAUGGCGCUACGUGUUCCGGGAAUUCAGCGUGCCCGGAGACCGCGGCAACGUCGGCGGCAUCCUGGGCAUCGACCCUUCGUCCUGGGACCGGAGUUUGGAGGGGCGAGAGCGGGACAGAGACAGCGGCGUUGGCAGCGAAGCGGAUGGCUUGGGAGAGAAGCCGGGCGAGAGUACAAAGGUCAGGGUUGUCACUGCAGCUCAGGCGGGAUCUCAGGGCGUGCCCACGGGGCCGAGGGUUAGGUGACAGAGCGGGCGGGAAACGAAAUGAAUAAAUCUCAAAUCAUAUACUCUUCUACGUUUGCAAAGUACGAUAGGUUUUGCGUAGGAAUAUAGCAAGUUACCUAGAGCUAAGGUAUUUUUGGAC